Lathyrus sativus (Indian pea) is the source of this 1155-nucleotide messenger RNA. NCBI's taxonomy places the organism in Eukaryota, Viridiplantae, Streptophyta, Magnoliopsida, Fabales, Fabaceae. The record is from the annotation of a GenBank genome assembly.
AUGAACUGUAACCAUGCCACUCUCCUUUGUCUUUCUCUCCCACCACCACCACCACUGAGUUCAAAUCGUGCCAUUUUCCCAAAAUGCCAUUCUCCAAUUCCCAUAUCCAAGAAAACUCUUUUCUGCAAACCGAAGCUGAAGAGAAAAACGAUUCUCAGAAUCAAAGCUUCUUCAACGGAUGAUAAUGCUCAAUCACCAAAUUGGUCUAAGUGGAUCCCCACAGGCUCUUUCGCUGCCGAUAAAGUUUUCAGAUUGAUUUCCAGUGCUACCGCUAGUCCAAUUGGACAGUUUGUAUCUUCCCCCACCACCUUUCUUCACUCUAUCGAUCCACGAGUCAAAUUGGUAUGGCUUUUAGUUCUGGUUGUUCUACCGGCAAGGUCACAUAUAAUUAUGCGAUUUGGAUUAGUAGCUUACUUGACUUUGCUUUCAAUUUGGAUUCUACCAAGAAAUGCUUGGAUGGAUCAAUUGGGGCGAGUUUAUUUUCUAUCGGCAUUGUUAUUCAUAACAUUAGGGCUUGGUUCAGAUGGCGUGCCUGCACUUGUUCAGCCGAGAACUCCACCACUUGCGGUGACGGGGAUUCCUAAUCUUCCUGUAUCUUUAACAGGUUACUCAUAUGUAAUCUCAAAGUUAGGUCCAUUAACCUUUACAAGGAAAGGAUUAUCGGUAGGAAGCACAGUUGCAUGUUUGACUUUUACAGUAUUUCAAAGUGCAAGUCUCUGUCUCACAACCACAACACCUGAACAACUAGCAUCUGCUUUGCGAUGGUUUAUGCUUCCACUAAGAUACAUAGGCGUAUCUGUAUCAGAAAUUGUGCUUACCCUUUUACUGUCAUUGAGAUUUAUCAGUCUAGUUUUUGACGAGGUCCGGAACAUUGCUAUGGGAAUUGUAUCUCGUAGGGUUAAUUGGAAACAACUAACUGUUAUGGAGACAAUUGAUAUUUUCUUUAACUAUUUCCGUCGCAUCUUCAAAAAUAUUUUCAGCCAUGCAGAGCAAAUUUCUCAGGCUAUGAUAGCUAGAGGUUUCAAAGGGGAUGUUGAAACUCACAAAAUUUAUUUUUUAUCUGAAUCAUCUUUUGGGAUGGCAGAUAUUGUAAGUUUAUUGUGGUUGUCCGUUGUCAUCGGAGCUGCUCUCCUGUCUGAUUACUACCUUGUCUAA